CGACAAACCAGUUCAGUGAGUGCCCGGCUGCCGCGCGCAACGGUCGACCCACGGAGGGAAGCGCUGCGUCGCGUUGUGUUACGAAAAAACAUCUUUUGUACCAAAACCAAACCAGUGCUGUGGAUUCCCAUCAGUGUUGUGAAUAAGAUUGUGCCAUUUCAUGUUGUGAUGUUCUCUGCACGAGUUGUUCUAGUGGAUUUCUGUUGAAAAGUGUGGGACGGGUCUCUGCCUGCCGCCGGACGCCUUUUCUCUCGGAUCUCGGGAUAUCAUUAAGAUGCGAGCAGAAGAUGACGCGGCGAUUUGACCAAAACACACACAAGAACUAGCGAAACUUCACACCAUGACGGUCCAAGGGGGAGAGACCAGGGAGCCUUUAGAAAAUUCAAUAUCAGACGAAAGAAGAAGUCUGCAAGACCUCAAAUCACUUCUAGAAGACCGAGGAGGCACGACCAUUCGAUGUUCUAGCAAUAGUAGUCCUUAUGAGGUUAAUAAUAAGAUUAGUAGUAAUAGUUGGAGGUGUAACGUGGGCCGAUGGUGCUUUAGGUUAAAAACUAUAGUGUUCUUGUUAUAUGUGACUGUGUUUGUGGAAAGUCUGCUGUCUGCUGAAGCCAGGAGUUCAGAACCAAGAUACGAAACGGCGUACGCAUGUGAAGGGAAGACCCUCAAGAUCGGCUGCAGCGAGGGUUCCGUCAUCCACCUCAUCAGGGCGAACUAUGGAAGGUUCUCGAUCACGAUCUGCAACGACCAUGGGAACAUCGACUGGAGUGUCAACUGCAUGUCCACCAGGAGUUUGCGGGUUUUACAUAGCAGAUGUAGCAUGCACCAAAACUGCAGUAUAUUGGCCAGUACGAACGUCUUCGGGGAUCCUUGUCCAAACACGUUGAAAUAUUUAGAAGCGCACUACCAAUGUGUACCAGCCUCAACAACAAGCACAACCAACCGCCCAUCACCACCCUGGCUGAUCACCUCCCAGCCGACAGUCUGGCGGUCUACCGCUGCUCCAGUGCCGAAGAACCCGGUCCAGGUCCAGCAGGGGGAGAGGAAGAAGCCCACUGUCAUCACACCGCCGACUUUUAGGCCGCAUAUCACUCUGCCGCCAGAGGUGAAGCUGGGAGAUCUUGGGACUAAGAAGACGACCACCCGCCAACCGGACUCCUCGUCAGAAAGGGAUCCACCCCAAGCCCCUCGGGAGACGGUGCCGGACGUGAAGGAGGAACCAAAGGCAGCGGAGACUGACAACCCUAGAAACGACAAGCCGAACAAAGAAGAUGAGAAUGUGGUGACAGAAGAGACAAUGCAGUGGCCAGUCAAGGACGAAGACUCGGACUCGUCGCCGCCAGUACAAGAACCGCCGAAGGAAAGCAGACCUGAAGACACUGAUGAUGACUUCGACAAGGCUUUCUCCACCAACCCAACACCUUUAGGGAGGCGGGCGUAUUGUCCCCAAGUCACAGCCAGGGGCCUGGAGUGGAACUGGACCCUGGCUGGUUCAUACGCGCUCCAGCCGUGCCCCGGCGGCGCUACGGGCCUUGCCCGGUGGAAGUGCACCCUAACUCCCCACCACUUCACGGAGGAAGACAAGCGGACGCCCAGGAGACGAGGUCCAGGACUGCAGUCUGGGGAGAACUACCACGACCUGGGAUUAGACCAGCCGAUGGGACAGGCCUUGGAUAGACAGCUCCAGCUGAUCAGGAGACUGGGGUCGGAAGCUUUGUUGAAAGGCCGCGAUGGAGAUAUUCCAGAGCACCUCAUAGACUACCGAGGAGGCGCCAGCCUGCCCGACGCUCAGGCCUCCAGCCAGCACCCUUCCACUGUGUCCGACUUCGCUUAUCCCGACGCCAUACCAGAAUGGUUCGGGUCCACUCCAGACCUCAGCGAGUGUCGCUCAGUCUGGCUCAACAGUUUGGAAGCGAGGGUCAGAGAGGGAGAGUCACUGCUCAGCAUCAGCAAUGAUCUGGCUCAGGUGACCUCCUCGAAGACCCUAUACGGCGGCGACAUGAUGACCACCACCACCAUAAUGAAGAAGCUGGCCCAGCGCAUGUCCCAUAACGUCCAGACCUUCCCAGACCCACGGCAGAGAGAAGCCAUCGUCACGGAUAUGCUGCUUGGGGUUAUUAAGACUGGAUCAAAUCUUCUAGAAGAAAGCCAGCGCGCCUCCUGGGCAGACCUCAGUGCGGAUGCUCAGAACCGAGCAGCCAGCGCUCUCCUCACUCAACUGGAAGAAAACGCCUUCUUACUGGCAGACGCUGUGACCAAAGAGAAAACCAUCUUGCAAGUCGUUAAGAAUAUCUGUCUGUCAGUAAGGGUGUUGGAAGUGAAGAAUGUUGAGGACGAAACCUUUCCAUCUCUCAUCACGCAGGACCAGUGGAAAGCUUCGGAAGACACCAUCACCAUACCCAAAGCUGCUUUACUUGACAACCGCCAAAACGACCUAGUCCGCAUCGUGUUCUUCGCGUUCGACCGCCUAGAACAGAUCCUGCCGCCGACUUUCAUCAAGAACCCGCAGUAUGCUGCCUUCAUGUCGGAGUCUUCCACCAGCAUCAACUCUGAGAAAAAGAACGUUACGAGGCUCUUGAAUUCUAAGGUGAUAUCGGCCAGCCUCGGCAACGGGCGGCACAUCCAGCUCUCUCAAAUGGUACACCUGACGAUGAAGCAUCUCAAGACCGAGAACGUCUCCAACCCAGCCUGCGUCUUCUGGGAUUACACUUUGCAUGGCUGGUCAUCCGAAGGUUGCUCCGUAGAAUGGUCCAACUCGACCCACACCGGCUGCGCCUGCUCCCACCUGACCAACUUCGCCAUCUUGAUGGACGUGCACGGAGUCAGUUUGAGCGACAAGCACGAGAUGGCGCUACGUUUGCUGACGUUUAUUGGCUGCGCGAUAUCCGCUGUGGCGCUGUGCGCGGCCAUUAUUGUGUUCCAUUGCUUCAGGAAUAUGAAGUCCGACCGAGUCCUCAUCCACAAGAACCUCUGUGCCUGCCUUCUCAUAGCUGAAGUGGUGUUCAUGUGGGGCAUAGACCAGACAGAGAGCCGGGUCCUUUGCGGGGUCAUCGCGGGGACUCUGCACUACUUCUUCUUGGCAGCAUUUGCUUGGAUGUUUCUAGAAGGUUUCCACCUCUACGCGAUGCUAGUGGAAGUAUUCGAGCCGGAGCGGCCUCGCGCCCGCUGGUACUGCGCGUGCGCAUACCUGGCGCCGGCGCUGGUGGUGCUAGCGUCGGCAGCCGCCUUCCCCGGAGGCUACGGCACCGCCAGGCACUGCUGGCUGUCCACCGACAGGAUGUUUGUGAUGAGCUUCGUGGGACCGGUGGCUUUGGUGCUAGUGGCCAACUGGAUCUGCCUCAGCAUGGUGAUCUACAUGAUGUGCCAUCACUCUACUGUCUCUAUCAAGGCUAAAGAGAACUCUAAGCUUUAUAAAAUAAGGGUGUGGCUGAACAGUUCGCUAGUCCUGGCCUUCCUGCUGGGCCUGACGUGGACCUUCGGGCUGCUGUACCUCAACGAGCAGACGGUGGGCGUGGCCUACGCCUUCACCAUCCUCAACUCGCUGCAGGGACUCUUCAUCUUCAUCUUCCACUGUCUGCAGAAUGAGAUUUUCCAAAAAGAGUGCGCGCGUCUCGGCCACCGCCACCGCUGGCUGUCCUGCUGUCUUUACUUCACGGCGCCUCCACCAACGCCCCACGCGGCCACGGCCUCUGCCUCCAACCAUGUAGACACGAGGCAGGGCUCCGUGAAGAGCAGACGGUACCACCAGAACGCGUCGGCUGAGGCUGAGGACGUGGUCGACCCCAGAGAUGUGACGAGCUACAACAUACACCCGGAGGCAGCGAGGUGGAAUGUUCGCCCGACCGCGCCUAUAUACGUACCGAACGAAGAGCGAUCGAACCGUGUGCCUACGCCACAGAACAUACCGCAUAGCUCGUCUCACACGCAAAGCAUCGCUUCGAUGCAUAGCUACAGAAAUAAUAUCGAAGUGCCCAACGAUUAUCAGAACCUCCGCUCGCGGUCGCCAUCUUGUUUCUCCAACAAGAUGGCGGCGUCGAUUGGCGCGAACGACUGGACGCUAGUGGCGAACGGUGGCGGGAUUUGGAAGAACACUUCUUCUAAACACCACCCGGGCAACACCGCGACUUUGCCCCACCACGACACACUAUCUCGCCAGAUGGCGCAGCAGAACCACAUCCACAGUCCGUACAACGAGUGCGACCUCCCUCUCGCCCCUGGCUCCCCUCGCCACGUCAUGAAGGACGAGGAAAGCCCCCUCCAUCAACAAGGGUACCACACCACACGCAGCUACAACCACGACUUCCGCAACCCACACGUCUACAUGUCCCAACACUCCCCCGGCAGCCAAGAGAUGAUAUUUCGCAAGCACUACAAAGAAGACGGCAGGCGCAAGCAUCACCACCACCACGGCAGCCAGAACGUCAACCACACUUACUCGGAAAUUGGGUCCCAACCAGGUCGCAUGUACCGACGUGGAUCAGAGCAGGAGUUCCGAGUGAUACAAGACGAUCCGGUGUACGAAGAAAUCGAAAGGAACGAGACGCUGAUGUCUGAUAUGUCAGACGACAACUCCGGGCCAGACAAUUGCAGACAGACCCAGCACCACGGGUCAUCAGGCUCCAAGUUCUUUGGGGACCAUCGCCCCUUGAUCUCGUACAGUCCAGGGGAGAGGCAUCACCAUGAGGAGCAUUAUGGGAAGUACGGGAAAUGGGAUACGCUCGAGCGCUAUGAUACGAGGCACUACGAGAGUGGCAGGCUGAUGCACCCUUACCACCAGCCUCAAGAAAACAACAUGAGGGCUCUAGCAGCCGUUCUCAAUGGAGAAAACAACGUAGUAUGUCAUUUGGAGCCACACAACUCGUACGACGUGUACCAACCGCAGAGUGGCAACCCCCGAACUGUUUCACAGCCCAGUUUUUAAUCCAGUGAUCGGAGUGAAUUGAAGAAUGUGAUUUAGAGCCGCGUGCUCGUUUUGUAUUAAUGUCAGUGUUAGUGACUUGUAAAGGAACAGUGUACAGUAUAGCGAAUGAAUUUUUCUAUGGGCGUAGUCAUAGAUGUCAUAGAAACGAUAAGUGAUAGCGUUAUUGUAGAAACUUGCCAUAAUAUGGACUUUAAAUAACAUAUUAUAUUUAUAGCAUAGUAACGUAUUCUACAUCACUUUUCCACUGUGAUCCUACCUUAUAUAAACGCUCAAGUUUCCGUGUUGCGACCACUUUAUUUUUGCGUUGUAGGCCCUUACAGCCGUGGUGGUCGUGUGGCAAAACGACAUAACUCCACGUAUGUAAUAUCCUUUUGUGUGUCCAAAAAUUAUCGGAAAUAUAAAAGAUGUAUAUUUUACAAACUGUCUGUUAAAACUUGCUAUAUUAUUAUUAAUAUAAUAAAGACAUGUUAUCGUAAAAUCAUUAAUAACUUUUUAAAUGCGUCCCAUCGAUUUUUGGACGGACAUCAACAGCAAUUUUGUAUAUAAAUAGCGUUUAGUACUAGAUUUUUAGUACUUCCAAUGUGACCUUACUACUCUAUCGACCUAUCCUUUGAAAAUCAUGGCAUUUCCUCGUUACUUGCAUUUCUUGUUGUAGAUAUAAAGAACUGUGAUGUUUCAUUUUAUGCUAUAGUUUAAGUUUGCUUAGAUUUUUUUAAAUGAGUACACUGCCAUAACCGCCUCAAGUUGUGGUUUAAACAAACCAACAUAAAUGAUGUAAGUGCAUAUCCAGGUGCCUAAAACUAUUUACUGACCUAAAACUGCCCUUAAACUAAAACUAAAUAAACUCAACUAAACACUUUAUGAACAGAAACUAAUUUGUAUUUCAUGUUCGAAUCUUAUGAGUAGUUCUAGGCAGUAAAAUACUAGGAAUUUGCUGAAAAUAAUGCUAUAAUGUAGCGUUUUUGGAAAUACAUAAACAAUUUGAAAUAACUGUAAUUAAUAAGAUUUUAAAUCUCAAGUUUUUUAUAAAAAUAUUGCUUCAAGUAGUCUUAAACGUUUUAAAAAAAGAUUUUUACCGAUUUCCUACAGUUUUAAACAAGUAUCGCUUUUCAGUGUUGCUUUGUUUAACCCACAACUAUGUACUGACUUUUAUACGUUUUUAACUAUGGCAACAUUUGCAGCUAAUUUAAGUUUUUUAUGCAGCUUUUUAUAUCAUAGACUUUUAUUUAAAGAAUUCGGAAAAAAUCCAUCCAACCUAUUAUAGACUGACACUACUUGAUGUUGUGCACUUCCUGUAUAUUAAUAGAACUUAGUGUUAAAAAAAACUUACUUAAAAAUAACAAAAAAUAUAUUAUUUCCACGGUGUAGUAGGGUUGAUUUCGUCAAUGCCAUGAGAACUGUUGUUUUGCCGUAUAUUAAGGAAUUGUUUGAGAAUUGAAGCGAGUACAAUACAAUGUAAAAAAAAAAAAAACUUUUUUUCGUGUAUAUUUUGGAUCGACUAAGCAAUAUAUUAGACUGAAGUGUUUAAUAAAUUUCCGGCAAUCCAAUAAGGUAAUUUUAAAGAUAUUAAUUUUAGAAAAGCCGAAAUUUAUGAAAUACUUUUUUUAAUUGGAAAAAAACGGAUAAAAAUGUGGGAAAAUCUUAUUUUUUGUAAUUGGGUAUACUAGUCCAUCUAUUUUUCCCACUAUCUAAAUAUAGUAAUUGUACAUUGUGUCCUGUGUAUUUCUGUUAUAUAUAUUUUUGUUUUGAUUGUAUUUUAACGACGUUGAUAAGUAUAUUAAUGUAAAGUAGGACAAACAAAAUGUGUAAAUAAUUUAAAGUUUAUAUAAAUAAAAAGUGGCUAUUCUGAGAGAAUGACCACAAAUUAA
Ostrinia nubilalis (European corn borer) is the source of this 6786-nucleotide messenger RNA. It is a transcript of the gene Cirl, whose product is annotated as latrophilin Cirl. The record is from RefSeq and is a predicted model, not a curated record. The transcript is spliced from 24 exons. Bases 341 to 4918 code for a protein of 1525 amino acids. Gene Ontology annotation, molecular function: G protein-coupled receptor activity; carbohydrate binding. NCBI's taxonomy places the organism in Eukaryota, Metazoa, Arthropoda, Insecta, Lepidoptera, Crambidae. Gene Ontology annotation, cellular component: plasma membrane. Gene Ontology annotation, biological process: adenylate cyclase-activating G protein-coupled receptor signaling pathway; cell surface receptor signaling pathway.